Messenger RNA from Cyprinus carpio (common carp), 2599 nucleotides. RefSeq names its product zinc finger protein 668 (gene znf668). The record is from RefSeq and is a predicted model, not a curated record. NCBI's taxonomy places the organism in Eukaryota, Metazoa, Chordata, Actinopteri, Cypriniformes, Cyprinidae.
UGGCAACAACACCAAAAUAGACGAUAGGUCAUGAAUGCGUUUUAAUUUAAGCGAAAUUAAUAUCAUUUUGUAGACAUUCCCUAGGUGUUGAGUGAGGAAGUCAUGAAGGCGCACAUCUCUGCGUUCACUGGGUAAUUUCGUCGUGGUCCUAAAGCCGCCGACCUUCCCUGAGAUUGAUCGAUUUGCAAUUCAUUGUCAAAGACACACAUCUCUCCGGAGAGCACAAAAGCAUCAUCAGGAUGGCUUCACCACAACCAGGUAGCCCACCAACCGAAGAGCAGUAUACACCACCGCCUUCUGAGACCGAGCCCAACAAAGAACCAGACAACUCAUCAGAACAACCUACGAGAAGAAGAGGCAAAGGGAGACCGCCAAAAACUUUGCACACUUUUAAGUGCUCGACCUGUCAGGAGGUCUUUACCAGCCCUUCAGCUCUACAAAGCCACAAGCUGUCAGUACAUGGUAAAGACAAACAGCAGCAGUACACCUGUGGUAAGUGCACAAAGACGUUCUCCAGCCGGGCACAGCUUUCCAAGCAUCAGCGCUCCCAUUCUGCUCAGCGUCCGUUCCAGUGCCCAAACUGCCAUAAGGCUUACAAGACUCCAACAGAGUUACGCAACCACAGCCGUUCACACACAGGAGAGAAACCGUUUGUUUGUUUUGACUGUGGCAAGGCAUUUAUGCAGGCCAUUUGCCUGCGUAUCCACAUGACGCAGCACAGUGGCGAAAGGCCUCACUCUUGCCCUCAUUGCUCUAAGAGUUAUCCCACACUAUCCAAACUCAAAGUGCACCAACGAUCACACACCGGGGAGAAGCCUUACUUUUGUUCCGAGUGUGGGAAGAGUUUCGCCGACCCUUCGGUGUACCGCAAGCAUCGACGUAAUCACCAAGGCCACCGGCCAUAUUCUUGCAACCAGUGUGGCAAAACGUACACGGAGUUGAAGGACUUGAAAAACCAUGAGCGUUCGCACACGGGCGAGAAGCCUUACCUGUGCUCGGACUGCGGCAAAGCCUUCUCCCGGUCAUCCUCUUUGGCAUGCCACUUGCGAAUCCACUCCAAGAGCAAGCCGUAUCAGUGUGAACAGUGCGGCAAAGGUUUUACUCAGCUGUCCUCAUACCAGUCCCAUCUUCGCACCCAUUCUGGUGAAAAACCCUUCUUGUGUCCACAGUGUGGAAAGAUGUUCUCAGAUCCCUCUAGCUUCCGCCGACAUCAACGGGCGCAUCAAGGAUUCAAGCCGUAUCCUUGUGAUAAAUGCACUAAGAGGUUUCGGCAGCCUGCGGACCUUGCGGUGCAUCAGCGUGUGCACUCGGGUCAGCGGCCCUACAAAUGCCAACGCUGUGACAAAGCAUUCGUCGCUUCUUGGGAUUUGCGACGCCACAUGUUAGUUCACUCCGGUCUGCGGCCUUUUUCUUGCACGGAAUGUGGCAAGUCCUUUACGGAGCGCUCUAGUCUGAACAAGCACAGAAGGGUGCAUUCAGGGGAGCGUCCUUACAAAUGCCAGCUGUGCUUCAAGUCGUUUGUUGUGUCAUCCAGUUUGCGCAAGCAUGAGAGGACACACUUGUCCGAGAGGCCGAUACAGGUCCAGGCUGCUCCUGAAACGGCUCAAAUGUUUCCCACCACCCUGCCCCAGUUCUCCUGCUCUCACUGUGAUAUGAUAUUUGGAACAUGGGAGGAAGUGCAGGCCCAUUCCAGCCUACACACGAUCUCUCCCCCAUCUGAUUCUACGGUUUCGGCUUUACCUAUUGCCCCAUACGUUUGUGUGACCUGCCAGACAGAGUUUGUUCAGCUGGCUGAUAUGCAGGCACAUGAGAAACUGCACCCCAAGCCACGACCUCAUGUUUGUGACCAAUGCGGUAAGGGUUUCCUGAAUAAAGCUGGGCUUCGUAAACACCAGCGCAUCCACUCAACCAGUCGGCCGCAUUGCUGUGCUGUUUGUGGAAAGGCUUUCCUUUUCGCGGCCUACCUUCGCAAACACCUACGCACCCAUCGCGACACUGAGUCCUCAUCCUCCCUGCCUCAGACAGAUAUAGUGCACAGCCAACCCCUGCCAUCCCCACCAAGUGCUGCGUCACCGUCAGGAUCUGAGCCCGCCGCUAUUUCUCUUACUGUUCCAGUGUCGGCAUUUCAGACAAUGCCAGCCCAUGUGUAUAUAGACAAGGAAGAGGGUCUCUGAACUUAUUGCUGACUGUAAGUUGCUUUGAGAGAAUCUUGCAAAAAGCCUGAAAAUCAAUAAAAUCUCAUAUUUAAAGCUUUAAAGCUCAUAUUAAAUGCUUCAGUGCAUAAAUAGCCACAAAAUAAUGUCUUUAAUUUACCUUGAUACUGUACAAAAAUGUAUUUCUCUUUAUAAAUGUGCCAAGAUUGCUGAGAGGAUUUUAAUUUUUAAGGUAUGUCUGAAUAGAAGAGUUAAUGGUUCUCCUCUGUGUUAUAAUCACGUAUUUAAUUAUAGUGUAAUAUUUGAAUUCUAAUUUUAAUUUUCUCCAUCAACAGACUAUACAAGUUUAUACUGUAUUUUAUUUUUCUGAAGUUUAAACAGCUGUUAUUAUUUCAGUGUUUUUUAAAGGCAACAAGCCAGUGUAUGUGAUGUUAAAUAUGACAGUA